AUAAUUCUUUCGGCAAGGAAAAAGUCGCAAAGGCAUCUCACUCUGGAUAAUACUGUUCAAACUCAAUCCCGGCGGAGCACCUUUAUUAUCAAACCCUGACGCAGUGGUGGGUGGGGGUCAGGCGGCGUAAGGACAGACCCAGAGUGCUGAAAGUCCACGGCCGCUUUCCUCCUCUGAAGACGUAGCUGUGGGUGGCUGUGGUGGCAGCGUUUAAGAUGUCGACCAAGAAUUUCCGAGUCAGUGACGGUGACUGGAUUUGCCCUGACAAAAAGUGUGGAAAUGUGAACUUUGCCAGAAGAACCAGCUGUAAUAGAUGUGGACGGGAGAAGACAACUGAGGCUAAGAUGAUGAAAGCAGGGGGAACUGAAAUAGGGAAAACACUUGCAGAGAAGAGCCGAGGCCUAUUUAGUGCUAAUGACUGGCAGUGUAAAACUUGCAGUAAUGUGAAUUGGGCCAGAAGAUCAGAGUGUAACAUGUGUAAUACUCCAAAGUAUGCCAAGUUGGAAGAAAGAACAGGAUAUGGUGGUGGUUUUAAUGAAAGAGAAAAUGUUGAAUAUAUAGAAAGAGAAGAAUCUGAUGGUGAAUAUGAUGAGUUUGGACGCAAAAAGAAAAAAUACAGAGGGAAGGCAGUUGGCCCAGCAUCUAUUUUAAAGGAAGUCGAAGAUAAAGAAUCUGAGGGAGAAGAAGAGGAUGAGGAUGAAGAUCUUUCUAAAUAUAAAUUAGAUGAGGAUGAGGAUGAAGAUGAUGCUGAUCUCUCAAAAUAUAAUCUUGAUGCCAGUGAAGAAGAAGAUAGUAAUAAAAAGAAACCUAAUAGACGAAGUCGCUCAAAGUCUCGAUCUUCACAUUCACGAUCUUCACGCUCAUCCUCCCCCUCAAGUUCAAGGUCUAGGUCCAGGUCCCGUUCAAGAAGUUCUUCCAGUUCCCAGUCAAGGUCUCGUUCCAGUUCCAGAGAACAUUCGAGAUCUCGUGGGUCGAAAUCAAGAUCCAGCUCCAGAUCCCACAGGGGCUCUUCUUCCCCACGAAAAAGAUCUUACUCAAGUUCAUCAUCUUCUCCUGAGAGGAACAGAAAGAGAAGUCGUUCUAGAUCUUCAUCUGGUGAUCGCAAAAAAAGACGAACAAGAUCACGGUCACCCGAAAGCCAGGUGAUUGGUGAAAACACUAAACAACCCUGAGCCCAGGGCCAACCCCUCGGAACACCACUACUUUACCCAGGCACCACAGGUCAUCUUCUGGAUCAUCCCAUUCUGGUUCCCGUUCAAGUUCAAAAAAGAAAUAAUGUAUUAAAAUUUACAUCUUAAAAAAAAUUCAGUACAGUGCAUGAAGCAUAAUUUUUAAGAAGUUGGUGUCUUACUUGUUCAGAAGUGCUAGUAGAGGUGCAUGCCUUUCAUUGCUUUUCAGAACAAUACAGCUGUGUUUAUUUGUGAAAUUAAAAGUAAAUAGUAUUUUAAGCCAUAAUGUCCCCAAAUAGAUGCUUUAUUUGUCCUUCUUUAUUUACAACCAUUUAUUUAAAACCACCUCAGCUAUAACAAAGUACUUUUUUUUUUACUUUGUUUUCUAAUUUGAACUAUUGUUUUUCUCAUUUCCAAAUAUGAACUGUUUAUUGACUUAAGAGAAGAUUACCUGAGGCUUGCCUGAGCAUGGAGGCAAGACUGGUGAAGUAGUUGGAAACAAUCUCAUUAUCUUAAUCUGAGAAAAGGUGUCACCCUGUUCCUGUUAAAGUUAAACUAAUUGUAAAACAGUCAACUAGAAACUUCAUUUUGAAAUUCUCUGUGGUAAGGAUGCCUUAGAAUCAUUGCCUUUUUUUAUUCAGUUUUACUUUUUGCAACACAUUUAAUGCAGAAAAAUCUUGUGAACUUACAGGAGAAAGAUAUUCAUUUCAUGUUUUCUGACAUAAUUUUGAGCAAGAAUAUUUAACAGUUCAUUUUUUUCUGAUAUGGUUGUCUGAUGAGAAAAGCAUCUUAUUUCAAAGUGUCUAUCUUAAUAUUUUUAAGAAGCUGUGUGUUAGUUACAUCCUUUAAAAAUCCAAUUUUCACAUAUAAGGUAGACAGAGCUAAAUUAUAGUUAAUGAAGAACAAAUUGAAGAAAGCUUUUGAGGUAUAUUUUUCUUUGGGUGAAAGACCAACAGAGACAUUGUUAAUUUAAGUAAACAAGUUAUGAGAUGUUUAAACACACUGCAUAAAAUUCUUUUCUGAGUAAUGAUUAUUUCUGCAUAACAGAAAUAAUUGUUCACUUGAAAUUACUUAUGGCUUAAAAUACUGUUAGAGUUUGCUUUAUUUCUCAAAAUUAAAAUCUGGUCACUUGAUCUUUAUGUGUCUUCUGGUUUAAAAACAAAAGGGUUUCUCUUACCAGUAUCUUCAGUGACAAUGCAAGGUAAGUAUAUUAAGGAAAACCAACAAUUGUGCUUGGGGACUUUUUGUCAUGGGAAUUAACACCCAUUAUUAUUGUUCCUUUUUUUUUUAAACAUGUCUUCUGCAAUUAAAAAUUAAAACAUUAUAAGGUAUUUUGUAGACAGACCAAACAUAAUUGUAUUUGUUUUUUUAUUUUAAAAUGAGUGAUUUUUCUCUCACCUGAUUUAAAGAUGGAAACAAAAUAUCUUAUGUAGAAAUAUUUUGAUAAUAUUUUUACAAUGAACUUUCCCCUUGUUUUUUUACAUCUUUCCUUUGCUACGUUUACUGUAGUUUGCACAAGAACUUUUCUCUCUUGUAAUUGUGCCUCAGACUUCUUGAAAGUCCACCUUCUAAAUUGCCCAGAUGAUCAUCUAGAUUCUACAUGUUACUGUUGGUUUAUUCUUGUGCUUUCUGUAUUAAAACUUUGGCUGUACUGAGCAAAUGCAAGGUUAUAAAUUUAGCAAAUAGUAGUUUGCAGACAAUUCAGAUGAUUAUGAUUUCAUUUGGUUUAACUAAGCUGUACUAGUCCAUUUCAUAAGGAAAUGAUGCUGUAGACAAAUGUAAAUAAAGCUUGUGGGUCAAGCAUCAAGUGGUGUUUGUUAGAAAUAAAUUAGAAUUUUUAAGCUCUGA
Phyllostomus discolor (pale spear-nosed bat) is the source of this 3017-nucleotide messenger RNA. It is a transcript of the gene ZRANB2, whose product is annotated as zinc finger RANBP2-type containing 2. The transcript is spliced from 11 exons. Bases 216 to 1172 code for a protein of 318 amino acids. Gene Ontology annotation, molecular function: lipopolysaccharide binding; RNA binding. NCBI's taxonomy places the organism in Eukaryota, Metazoa, Chordata, Mammalia, Chiroptera, Phyllostomidae. The record is from RefSeq and is a predicted model, not a curated record. Gene Ontology annotation, biological process: RNA processing.